UCACAGGGCCGGUAACAAAUGUACAGACUGUUCUUUACGGCUACUUUUUAUUUUUUAACACCAGUCCACUAAUUCCUAUGAUAAUACAUUAAUACAUUAAUUUAUUGUGAGAGCGUCCAUUUUUUAUUUUAUAAAGUUGUCCCAUCUCAGACAACAACCACAUUACCACAAAGGCACAAAAUAAUUAUUCUGUGGCCUGUGCUACAACUACAACCGUACAAGACGUCUGACGUGUACAACCAGUAGAUUAGUACACCGAGCACCGACAACCGUUGAGCCGUAAUAAUGGAUGCCAAAUCCAGUUUAUUUAUCCCAUCAACUAGUGAAAUUAUUGCUGAACCGAAUGCUGAGAGAUCCAGUGAAUCAACCUAUAUAAAUGAGUCUCACUCUGUCAUAGCAUUUGAAGUCCUACAAUCAUUACGAGAAGAUUCAUGUGAUAUACAAUUAAAAGCUGAUGAUGAUACAAUUGUUUUUGGACAUAAAAUUGUAUUAAUGUCUGCUAGUCAUUAUUUCCAGGUUAUGUUCACUAAUUUUAGUGAAUGCAAUAAAGAUAUUGUUUAUAUUAGAGAUGUAAAAUCCACCAUAUUAAAAUUAAUCGUAGAUUAUUUCUACACUCGGAAGAUUGUUAUCAGCGAUAAAAAUGUACAGGACUUAUUACCGGUGGCUGAUUUCUUACAACUAGACUGUAUUAAAGGUGCAUGUACUAAGUUUUUAGAGAAACAACUGGAUCCAUUCAAUUGUAUUGGUUUUAGAUCAUUUUCUGAUUUUUAUAACUGUUUGGAAUUGUUUUCUACUUGUGACUUAUACAUAAGAAAAAAGUUUAUAGAUGUUGUUAAAGGUGAGGAAUUUCUUUCUCUAACUACAGAAGAAUUAAUUAAGAUCAUAUCUGAUAAUGUUCUUAAGGCAUCUGAAGAAAAAGUAUAUGAAAGUGUUAUUAAUUGGGUUAAGCAUAGAUUAAAUGAUAGAUGUGAUAGCUUGCCUGAAUUAAUGGAACAUGUACGUCUGCCAUUAGUAUCUUUAAAGUACAUAUCAAAAAAUGUAGCCAAUGAACCUCUUUUUAAAAAUCUUCCUAAAAGUGAAGAUUAUUUAACUGAAGCUUUUAAAUUUCGUAAACUUAAGGAACAGCUAACUAUUCCACAAACUAUUCGAAAUACACCUAGAAUAAAAAGACAAAAAGUUAUUCUAUUGUUCACUAGUCCAUCUAUAAACUACUGGUAUGAUCCAACAACCAAAGAGUGGGAUGAUUUACCAGAUGAGUGUCUGGAUAUUAUUAGUUUGAAUACCUUUGAUAAGUCAGAUUUUAUUAAAGAACAUUAUGUUGUUUCUUUGUCACACCCAUCAUGUUUAAGUGUACUUAUAUUAUCUUUAGAAUCAACAAUAAUAGUUUGGGUUGACACUUUAGUUUUUAGAAAAAAUUUUGGAUUUAUUUUAUUAGAUCAUUAUUUAUAUGCAGUUGGCGGAUGCGGAAAUGAUGGAUAUAUAAAUAGUGCAGAGGUUAUAGAUAUGAAAAAUCGAGAACAUCGAAUGAUAGCUAAUAUGUCCACUAAGAGAAGUAACUUGGGUGUUGGUGUGCUCAAUGGACUUUUAUAUGCAGUAGGAGGAAGUAAUAAUGAUUCAAUGCAAUUAAAAUCUGUCGAAUGUUAUGAUCCAAGUCUUGAUACAUGGACACCAGUUGCUGAAAUGAGUACAUGCCGGUCUGAUGUUAGUGUAGGUGGAAUGGAUGAUGUAUUAUAUGCCAUUGGUGGUAAAAAUGGAGAUAGAUGUCUUUCAAGUGUUGAAGCAUAUGAACCAAGUACUGGAGUUUGGACUUCUAUUGCUAAUAUGCAUGUUGCUCGAAGCGGUUCUAGUGUAUUCACAUUAGAUGGUUUGUUGUAUGUCGUCGGUGGAUAUGAUGGUAAAACUGUUAUGUUAAAUAAUGAAGCGGAACCAAUCCCGUUGAAGACUGCAGAAAUAUACAACCCUGACACUGAUACAUGGUCCAUUGAUGAUACUUCGGGGAUGGAAGAUAUUCAUUCUGGUUUAAUUGUUAAUAAGACAUUAAUCACUAAAUGUCUUGAAUAUAAUUCGUGGUAACCCUAGUAUUGGGAUUAGAAUAUUAGAUAAGGUAACUAAAAAGAGUGCUCUUAGCACAAACAAUUUUUUGUAGAAUCCAUGACUCCAUACCCCACGAAACUGUGAUAAGGCGAACUAUGAUAACAGUAAUAACAAGAAUAUUAUCAAUGUUUUGUUUUUCAACGGAAAUGUGAAUAAAUUAUUAUUAUACGUUAGGUAUAUAUAUAUUAAUUAAUUAUAUAGUUAAUUAAUUAUUUGAUAUAAUUUAAUUAUUAAAGAUUUGAUAAUUUUUACUUUUCUAUAUCGCUUGUUUGCUACAACAAUGACAUAACACGAAAACCGUGAUUUUACACAAAACGCAUUUGAAACUUUUAUUUGUAAUUAUAUGACGAUAAAAUCAUAUUGAAUGUUUAUACUGCUUUAGAAACUUAUUUUAAUUGAAGUAGAGUGUUAUAACAUACUAUAUUCAUACUUUAUUCUCACCCACAAAUUUUUUGUUAUUUUAAAAUUAGGAGUUAGUUUAAGUUUUUUAACUUAUGACACUAUUGAUUUAAAGAUUGAUGUUUAGUUACGAGUUAUUUUGUAAUAUGUCGUUAUGCAAAAUUUUUAUUUUUAUUUUCUACUCAAUUUUAUGUAUUUUUUGUUGUUAUGACAUUAUUGUAUAACUAUUAAUAUUAACACAAAUUGUAAUAAAUCCUUCAACUUUAUUAAUUUAAGAACAAUACAAUAUUUUAAUCUUUAA
Molecule: messenger RNA, 2794 nt
Organism: Metopolophium dirhodum (rose-grain aphid)
Lineage: Eukaryota; Metazoa; Arthropoda; Insecta; Hemiptera; Aphididae
Product: ring canal kelch homolog
Exons: 11
Coding region: 286-2073 (595 amino acids)
Molecular function (GO): protein binding
Source: RefSeq, a predicted model, not a curated record